AUGGUUGAUGAAGACGGUAGAUCCUUAAUACUGAUACUACAAGACAAAAAGAGAAAGGACAUUGUUAUAAAGGAUAUACAUGCCGGAGGUUUCUGGACUAUGCUUGUUUCCGAUGACCAAGUUUUCUCGUUUGGGCUAAAUAAUUUCGAACACCUUGGUAUCCCCAUAGACGGAGAAGCUCCUACAGAUGCUUCCGAAGAAGACAAGCGAGAACUUCGUAUUUUCACACCAGGUGUUGCCACGGCAUACUUGGGCAAAUCAUGGACGCAUAUUGAUGGUGUGCAACAUAUAAUUGCUCGAGACAAAGAUGGACAAGUAUAUGGAAUCGGAAAAAAUACGGACAACGCCCUUGGUCUCGGAACGUGGACUGGAAAUGAUGAUUCAGAACAUUGGAAGUACUCCACCUUGGAACGCAUUAAAUUCCCACGAGAAGCUGGAAAAAUCGCUGGAACGACAGCUAAAUUAGGUUGUUCGAUAGCAUGGACAGAACAUGGAGAUGCUUAUGCGUGGGGUUGUGACACUAGCGGUCAACUUGGCCUGGGAUUAAAGGAUGACGAUGAUAAGGUAAGGGAAAAGCAA
Messenger RNA from Cooperia oncophora, 579 nucleotides. NCBI's taxonomy places the organism in Eukaryota, Metazoa, Nematoda, Chromadorea, Rhabditida, Trichostrongylidae. The record is from the annotation of a GenBank genome assembly.